This is a messenger RNA of Neurospora hispaniola, 921 nucleotides long. RefSeq lists its product as uncharacterized. The transcript has a single exon. NCBI's taxonomy places the organism in Eukaryota, Fungi, Ascomycota, Sordariomycetes, Sordariales, Sordariaceae. The record is from RefSeq and is a predicted model, not a curated record. The coding region runs from base 496 to 840 and encodes 114 amino acids.
AGAAGGGACUCACUUGUCAGGAGAUAGUCGUAACGAGUGAACUUGACAAAUAAGCCAAAUGAGGGUAAUCUGAAGACGAAAGCAACAGUCAGUGAAUCCAUGUAUCUAUAAUUUGGGCCCAAGCGUAUUGGUGAUCCCCGCGAUCAGCUGUGGAACGGUGAGUUGUUGGCCUGGUCCAAGGCAAGGGAAUCGCAGGAGCGCUGAUCGUUGCGUCUAGCCCUUCGACAUCACUGCCCUCACUCUCCAGCGAUGUCCCCGUCGACGUCCCCGGCCCCGGCCAAGUCCCUAUGUCCAAGUCGCUUUCUUUUCAUCCUGCCUCUCGCACCGGCUCCAAUACGCUCCCCAUAGCCGCAUUUUCCCCUGCCGAGUGUCUUCGCCAAGGGACCAGGCACCAACCAGCCCAUCUUCUCCGAACCAAAUCCACACUCACAUUCAAGGCAAAUUAGGGGAAAUCUCGAUUAUCGGUCCCCUGUUGAUUUGUUGUUGGUUUUCAAAAUGAGUGGCUCGACGAGGAAACUCGUCUAUGGGUUGCAGGUACAAGGAGUCCGUCAGAGGCGGCGUCGAGAUCGGAGUCGGAUUCGUGUGCACGAGUUCAUGACAAGACGGGCAUCGGAAAACGGAAGAGAAGGAGGGACCAAGGCAAGGCGCGUCAACCUAUCGGGUGUCUUGUUGGUCCGAGUUGCUGGUCGCUGGUCGCGGGAGCACAAAUCAACUGGCGGCGGCGGCGAGGUUGAACGGCAGACGAGUCGUGGGGAGGAUUUGCAAAGGACGACGUCGCCGAAGGGGAGUGCCGGAAAACCAAGUUGCGAAUUUGGUCGACGGAGCAGAAGAAAAGGAUGAAAGGAGUGGAGGAAGAGAAAGGGUAAGUAGGUGAGAGUGAGAGGAAGAGUGAGUAAGGCGGACAAGGUUGAGCGCGAGGGU